ACAAAUUUACAAUGCCAAACAUGCCCUGGAGUGAAUCUCAUAGUUCAGCAAGUGAAACCGAGCGAGCGCUCGGUCGCAUCGUACUAUUCCAGCCGAAAGCUUAUAAGCGCUGGGCACCAUAAGCAAGGUGCAUACAAAAGGGCCCCAAGCCACAAGAGCCUGAAAAUCCUGGAGCUCCUUUUUACUGCUGAAUAAUCAAAAUCCAAUAUACAAAGAUUCUAUUUAGUUGCAACUUUAUUCAUUCCUAGAUUCACCAAAAUCCCACUGCAAAACCCUUCGUUUAUUUAUUUAUUUAUUUUUUAUUUCCUAAGUUCUCUCCGGUUGGAAAUGGAUUUCCAAGUGGUGGUUUUAGCUGGUGGCAAUUCGAAGAGUCUAACUCCCCUUGUUUCCAAGGACGUGCCUAAACCGCUGCUUCCGGUAGCCAACCACCCUGUUCUUUACUACGUUCUGCACCAAUUGGAAGAAAGCAACCUCAAAAAUCUCAUUGUUGUGGUUGAAGGAGAAGAUGCUGGGCUUCUUGUUGGUGCUUGGAUUUCUGGGACAUUCGUUGAUCGUCUACAUGUUGAGAUUGCUGCAGUCCCUGAGGAUAUUGGAACGGCUGGGGCACUUAGGGCAAUCUCACACUACCUCACUGCAAAAGACAUUUUGGUUGUGAGUGGUGAUCUUGUUUCUGAUGUUUCUCCUGGUGCAGUUGCUGCCACCCACAGGCGACAUGAUGCUGUAGUGACUGCAACACUUUGCAGUGUUCCCAUUAGUGGGUCUUCAGAAUUAGGGUCCUCUGGUGGGAAAGACAAAACCAAAAAACCAGGACGAUACAACAUCAUUGGACUGGACCCUCGCAAACAGUUUUUAGUACACAUAGCAACAGGAGCAGAAAUUGAGAAAGAUACACGACUUCAGAAGCACCUUCUCCAUGCAGUAGGCCAGAUGGAAAUUCGAUCUGAUCUGAUGGAUGCACACAUGUAUGCAUUCAAGAGGUCUGUCCUGCAAGAAGUUUUAGACCGAAAGGAUACUUUUCAAAGCUUGAAACAGGAUGUAGUUCCUUAUCUUGUCCGGAGCCAGUUGAAAUCUGAGGCUGUAUUAAGUGGAAUUCCACAAGCAGAGGAAGAUGGUAACAAGAAGGUUAGUUUCCCAAACAACCAAGUAAUGGUGUCUCAAAUCCUUGCUAAUGCAUCUACCCCAAGCUUUCAUGAACUCUAUUCUAUGGAUCCUGGUGGUUUUGCCCAAACUCGGAAAACCCAUAAAUGUUGUGCUUAUAUUGCAAGCAGCAGCAGUUAUUGUGUUCGCUUAAAUUCCAUUCAAGCAUUCAUGGAUAUCAACCGAGAUGUCACUGGUGAGGCAGAUCAUCUGCUAAGUGAUAAUGUUAUAGGCCCUUCACCUAAGCUUGGAACCAAAACUACUGUCGGACCACACUGUAUGCUGGGGGAAGGUUCAGAAAUGGGUGAUAAAUGCCAAGUAAAACGAUCUGUAAUUGGCCGUCACUGCCGGAUAGGCUCCCAUGUAAAGGUUGUCAAUUCAGUUGUAAUGAAUCAUGUUACCAUUGGCGAUGGCUGUAUAAUUCAAGGCUCCGUGAUUUGCAGCAAUGUACAACUUCAAGAGCGUGUUGUAUUGAAGGAUUGCCAAGUUGGGGCAGGCUUUGUAGUUACCGCAGGAAGUGAGUAUAAAGGAGAAUCUUUGGCUAGAAAAGAGAAAUGAGUGAAGGCAAUUGUAUCCCAGAAGAAAAAUGCGAGGCUUGACCCCAUCUCAUUUUAAUGUUGUUUUUCGGGCAUGCUUCUAUGGAACUGCUGGCACUGGUAAAAUGUGAUCCUUGGCAAGUGAAGGUAAGACAAAUGUUAACAAGGCUAUUUUCCUGCUUAUCAUUUUAUUUUCAUUUCGAAUGUUUGAUGGAGUUACCUUGCUGUGUAUUUUUUGGAAGACAAAAAAGGAUAUAUAGAAAGCCCAAUUUUGGCUUAUGUUUUGGUGGUCCAAAUUUUACAGUAUUAAAAAUGGAAUGCCUUUGAUUAUAUGUUCCUAUUUAUGCUUUGUUUUUGUCCUAUUAAAGUUUCUGGUGCAUGGUUUUCUUGUUAACCACGAAUGUAGUAACAUAAUAUUUGUCCCUUGGAUUUGGAUUUAAGUAUUGGCCACGGAUAGGUGUCUGAUACUGGCAUAUAUAUAUUUUAAGAUUUUCAUAUAUUUUGGAGGGCAAGGAUUUCCUUGCAAAAGAGUUUUGCAAGUCUUGAAUGAUAAUAGAGGUUCAAUCAAAGCCAAAUCGAGUUUAAGUUAAAAGGAGUCCUAGUUAUAUGAAGCUUGAACUCAUCGGGAUUAAUUUUUAAAGUUCAAGCUCGAUUUGAGAUACAAAUCGAGUUAUUUGAGCUUUGCUAAAUUAGAGGCUCAAGUAAGCCUGUUACCUAGUAAAAGAUAAGCUCAGUUUUCAUGCCAGACUUCAAACUUGGUUAUUACGAUUAUAUAAGCAAUCAAGCUCAGCAUAUUAGGAGAUUAUACAAGAUCAUAGACAACCAGAUCAAAUUCAUUUUCUUAUAGCAUGUUUAUUUUUCCAUAAUCAUUUUAAUCAUUUUACUUCAGCAAGGACAUUGCAACAGAGGGGCAUCAAUCAUAUCCUGGCAAAGUCCAUCGUUUUCUUUCCGUCAUGUUUCUUGCUGAAAAAAUAUUUGAAGUAAUCUGAGAAGACAACUUCCUUAUACAAUGGUUGCUCCCCACUUUCUAGCACUUCCGGCAGAGGACUGAAAACAGCAUCUGGUCCUGGAUUCACAAAAAUAGGCACUGAAACUCUGUCUUUGCUUCCA
Gossypium arboreum is the source of this 2783-nucleotide messenger RNA. RefSeq lists its product as uncharacterized. NCBI's taxonomy places the organism in Eukaryota, Viridiplantae, Streptophyta, Magnoliopsida, Malvales, Malvaceae. Gene Ontology annotation, molecular function: translation initiation factor activity; guanyl-nucleotide exchange factor activity. Gene Ontology annotation, cellular component: guanyl-nucleotide exchange factor complex; eukaryotic translation initiation factor 2B complex. The record is from RefSeq and is a predicted model, not a curated record. The transcript is spliced from 13 exons. The coding region runs from base 328 to 1695 and encodes 455 amino acids. Gene Ontology annotation, biological process: biosynthetic process; cytoplasmic translational initiation.